This is a messenger RNA of Platichthys flesus (European flounder), 3014 nucleotides long. RefSeq lists its product as uncharacterized. The record is from RefSeq and is a predicted model, not a curated record. The transcript has 5 exons. The coding region runs from base 342 to 1103 and encodes 253 amino acids. Lineage: Eukaryota; Metazoa; Chordata; Actinopteri; Pleuronectiformes; Pleuronectidae.
CAUACGUGAGGACAUCCCCCCCAAAAAGUGUCAGAGUGUUGUAUGCGCAGGGAAUAGUUGCUCUAUUUCCAUAUCUGGAGGACCCAUAUUCACAGCAUGGAUAUGAACAUUACUACGACCCAGAGAGUGGGUCCGGAUACCUUGCAUGGCGGUUGAAAACCAUCCAACGAAAAAGUGCAGAGGAAAGAGGUGUGUCUCUGAGCAAAUCUCUUAAAAGUGGUGGGCCAAGCCGUGUUCAACCCAGACCCUUCACUGCUGACAAAGUGUUAUCUGAUGAGGAUGUGGAAGCAGCUAUUGCCGUUUUGAAACACUCUGCUGAUGAAGACACCAUCCGUGAGAAGAUGAAAGCUACCUUCAUUUAUCGUCAGUCAGUGGUCAACAAUGACAAGAGAGCAGGGGAUGUGUUCUCAGUCUUCCCGAGAUUUCUAGACACACCUGGGUGGGUCUCAUCACUCCUUUCUUUGCACUGUAUUUUUGCAUUACAGAUAGAACAAGAUUUCAGACUGCUGUUUGGGGAGGCCACAGCCAACAAAUUCCUGGAAAAGUGGGCCACUGAUCUGAAAACAAAAGUGAUAAAACAAAGCCAUGGACUGGUACCGACCACAGAGCUCUUGGAUUUAACGCGCAAUGCUGAGUCAACUGCUGAAAUUGAGAAUGGCUGGGACAGUGACAUGUCUGCUAUCUUGCUGCUCCUCCAUCUCCUACCACCAUCUGCACAGGGAAGGAAGAGGCCGGGGAAGGUGUCGGCAUGUCAGGCUGUGGAACACCUCAUCAGAUUCAUAAAGGCUGGAACCAGUGUACAGCAGCACCUGGAUAACAUCAGCCAAAUCAGCCAGCCCUACCUCCUCGCUCAGGGGCCUCCAAGAAGCAGCAUUCACACCUUCUUUAUUGUGAUUGACAAGUAUGCGCUUCCAUGUAAGGCAACAGGUUCAGUGGGAGCCCUAGACGAACUCUUUAAGGCCAAUUACGUCUUUGGUACCUCUUACAGCUCUUCCUUGGCCAACUUUUUCACUUUUCUCCAAACAACCAUUUACAACAUUGAUGUUGGGGAAACAAAGGAAACUCCCAGAGUUGCAGAGCUGCGAGCAAGAAUGGUGCGUUAGUUCCCACUUUUAUCAGGCAAGUGGGAAACAGUGGAACCCAUUGAAUGUGUAAUUGGCUCAAGAUUUGACACAAGGAGAAAUAAAAAGACUGGAACAUAUGAUCAGACAGUCGUUCAAGAUAAAUUCAUGUAUGUUCCCAUUUUAUCUACAUUGGAGUCAAUAUUUAAAAGUCAGUAUGUUGCAGAAAUGUUGAAAAGCUCAGACACUGAUGACUCAAUACUCAGAGAUAUUCAUGAUGGAUCUUUUUUUAAGACUCACCCUCUGUUUUCAACUGAAAAGCACACUGUGCAGAUCCAAAUGUUCUAUGAUGACUUUGAGGUUGCAAAUCCUCUCGGUUCCAAGCGAGGUAUUCAUAAAUUGGGUGCAAUAUAUUUUACCUUAAGGAACUUCUCUCCAAAAUGGAAUUCUCUUUUGGCCAACAUACACCUGUGUGCCUUAUUUCAUGCACAAGAUCUUAAACGGUACAGUUUUAGUGAAAUUCUUGCUCCUGUUGUUCGAGAUAUUAAAGUUUUAGAGAAUGAUGGUAUUGAGAUUCCACUAUAUGGUGGUCGUGUUCAUGGCAGUGUGGUACAGGUUACUGGUGAUAAUUUAGGCUUACAUAGCUUGUUUGGUCUGGUCGAGUCUUUCAGUGCAAGAUACUGUUGCAGAUUUUGUUUAACUGAAAAAGAGAACUUUCAAACAGAAUUUUCUGAAGAUUCUUCCAAAAUAGUGUUGCGCACAAAAGACACCUACACUGCUCACUGUCAAGAAAUGGCUGAUAAUCCAUCUCUUCCUUAUGUUUUUGGUGUGAAAAGGUCAUGUUCAUUGAAUUCAUUGUCAUAUUUUCACACAACUGAGAACUUCUCAGUUGAUGUGAUGCAUGACAUUUUGGAAGGGGUGGCCCAGUACGAAUUGAAGCUCUUGUUUUUGUAUUUUAAAGAACACCAUGUAACACAGGGGGAGCUGAAUUCGAGAAUACAAAGUUUUGAUUAUGGAUUCAUGGAAAGAAACAAUAGGCCUAUGUCUGUGAAUUUAGGUGGGGAGUCUAAUGAUCUGGGACUGAAUGCAAUUCAGUCAUGGUGCUUGUUGAGGAAUGCAACACUCCUCUUUGGAGAUUUGGUAACCUCUACUGACCAACAUUGGGGCCUUCUUCUUUUAUUACUACAAAUAAUGAACAUUGUAUUUUCUUCCAUGAUAUCUCAAGGUCUGUGUGUAUAUUUGAAACAUUUGAUUGUGGAACACCACAAACUGUUCAAGAUGUUGUAUCCCCAGAAAAAACUUUUACCAAAGCAACAUUUUCUUAUCCAUUAUCCUCGCAUUAUCCAGAAAAUAGGACCUGUACUUCAUAGUUGGUGCAUGCGGUAGGAAGGCAAGCACAAUUUUUUCAAAAAACAGCUCAAGUCAUUCAAAAAUAUCACCAAAACGCUGGCCAAAAAACACCAGCAUCAUAUGGCAUAUCUUUGGCGAUCUUAAACAACUUUUGGUCGGUUAGACAUUGGUCCUGGGAAAAUGGUGGCUUUGGAAAUGGUAAAAGGAGGUUCUGAAAUUGUCAAGGCAGUGCAAGUGCCUUCCAGUGGUCAAGUUAUGAAAGUGAAUUGGGCUAAACACAAUGGUUUUGUUUACCGCCCACGUCUGGUUAUUUGUGGCAAAGUUGAAUCUGAAAUGCCUGUCUUUUACCAGAUUGAGUCAGUGCUGAUAAUGCAUGACAAAUUGUUGCUGCUCACUUUGCCUAUGUUUACAGUCACUUUUAAAGAACAUAACCAUGCAUAUGAGGUGACCAGGACAAAAAACAAUUUUGUGGUCUUUCAUGCUGACAGCCUGCAUUAUCCAAGGCCUUUUGACAUACAAAUGUCAUAUGGAGGGAAUGACACAGCUCUCUUUGUUUUUCCAUAUUGCUUUAUCUGUUGAGCAAUAAAGCACACUGUACUGUCA